This is a messenger RNA of Penicillium brevicompactum, 282 nucleotides long. RefSeq lists its product as uncharacterized. The record is from RefSeq and is a predicted model, not a curated record. The transcript has a single exon. The coding region runs from base 1 to 282 and encodes 93 amino acids. NCBI's taxonomy places the organism in Eukaryota, Fungi, Ascomycota, Eurotiomycetes, Eurotiales, Aspergillaceae.
AUGGUCGUCGACGAGCCCACCCCAGAGCUAGCUGGGGAGCGAUGGCAGGCAAGCCCCCCCCCACCGUCUGGUUCCCUCCCCUUCACUUCCCAAAUCCUUUUCCUAUGGAACAACCUCCUCCCAAUCUCCCACAACAUUCUCCCAUCCGCCGAGAGCCUGAGGUGUGGAAAACAAUGGGGCGCUUCAGCCGCAGUAAAACUUCUCCUGCCCGUUCUCGGGAACGCCGCCGACUCCUGUUGGGAUCCUGUGCUUCGAUCCCAAUGGAAUCUGACCGUCUCCUAG